AAAUAUAACAAAUACAAAUUAUUGUAUCAACAGAUAUAUAAUAUAUAUAAAUUAAUAAACAUAACAGAUGAAAUACUCGUGUCAACAAUUUUAUACAAAUUAAAAUCACUAAAUUGAAUUGCUUAUAAGUUUUUCAAAGUUUGUCAACAAAGUCUUCAGCUGUUGCUGCUGUAAAUUGUUUAAUGAGAUAAAAGUACUCACAUUGAUGACUGUUGUUGAUUGCUCAUUUAAUUGUUAAUUAAACAAAAACUCAUUUAACCGUUAGUCGUCAAAGAUCCAUUUAAAUUGUCAUUGAAUUUUUCGCCCCCAAUCUUGGUCCAUUAAUAUUUUCAUUAUCCUCUUCCUAUGCUAUAACUUCUAUACCAGAAGAUGUCUUCAGAUAAUAGUGAUAUAUUGCUUACUGUAGAGCAGAUUGUAUUGGAUUUGAUAACGAGCUUGAUGUCCUGUAAGAAAGUAACGUUAGAAAUACCAAAUAACUGUCGUGAUUGGUAUACGACAGACAAUUACGAUAUAGUUGGCAAAUGUCGUAAGGUCGUAUACAGUGUCAAACGUAGUCGUCAUCGCUUUUGCCUGAUUGUCUAUCUCCUUGCGGAGAUUCAUCAAUUGCAUUUGACCGGAGGUAGUUGCACGAUACGGGGUCUGUAUUAUCGGAACACUCAGGUGGUUCGGUCCCAGUCCUACAUUGAUGCCGCUAAAAUGGAUGUUUGCCGUAUGCUAAACACGGCACCUGUUAAUCUGGGCAUUUUGUCAGCGUCGAAGGGACUAAUUACAGGAGACAUAAAGCUGCUCAUGAACAACGGCGAUGUAUUGGAUUGCAAUGUAUAUUGCGGAGCUAUAACAUUGCCAACGGAUUUCGAAAAUGUGGAACGAAUCGUGACAAAUGCCGAAAUGGUUUUGAUCGUUGAAAAAGAGUCAGUUUUUGAGAGCUUGCUGGCUUGUAAUGCCUUGAGCACGUUUGGCUUACGUUUCAUAUUGUUAACGGGCAAGGGGUAUCCGGAUUGCACUACACGCCGUAUUGUAUACCGACUGACCGUCGAAUGCAAUUUACCGGCAUAUAUUCUAGUGGAUGCUGAUCCGUUUGGCAUUGAAAUAAUGCUCGUUUACCAGCUCGGCUCGCAGGCCAUGAAUUUCUCGGCCAAGAGUUUGGCCACACCAACGCUCCGUUGGAUUGGCCUGCAUCCAUCCGAAAUCGAUAGCAUUUCCAAUCGCUCGGUUCCUCUCACUCAGCACGACAAUAAGAAGAUUGUUGAUAUUCUGUCGCGCAGUAAUCUUAGUUUAGGUGUCAGGCAGGAGCUGUGCAGGUUGCAGCAAGUCCAGCUGAAAGCUGAAAUCGAGAGUGUUAUUGAUUUUCUAAGUCCCUACUAUAUACCCACUAAAAUCAAUAGAAAUUUGUUUAUAUGAUAUUGAUACGAAUACAUUAACAACUAUUAAUGUAUAAUGUAAAUAACCUAUAGAUAGGUCUUGACAUACGUCAAACAGUGAUUUUUUGAACUAUCACAUAAAAUUGCUUUGUUUGCAUACAGAAUUAUAAUAGAUAUUUUUUAGUCAAAUUUUGUUAAUACUAUCUUGUACAAUUUUGAGCCUUGUUAUAUCCAUAUUGUUUUUUACUUAAGCAAGUUCCAUAAACCCAAAACUAUAUAU
This is a messenger RNA of Drosophila mojavensis, 1641 nucleotides long. It is a transcript of the gene mei-W68, whose product is annotated as meiotic recombination protein W68. Gene Ontology annotation, biological process: meiotic DNA double-strand break formation; DNA topological change; reciprocal meiotic recombination. The transcript is spliced from 2 exons. Gene Ontology annotation, cellular component: nuclear chromosome. Gene Ontology annotation, molecular function: ATP binding; DNA topoisomerase type II (double strand cut, ATP-hydrolyzing) activity; DNA binding. The coding region runs from base 370 to 1401 and encodes 343 amino acids. NCBI's taxonomy places the organism in Eukaryota, Metazoa, Arthropoda, Insecta, Diptera, Drosophilidae. The record is from RefSeq and is a predicted model, not a curated record.